GCUAGGACUACAGGGAGAGACCCACUGUGUGCAAAAGACAGAGAGAACAAGAGAGAGAGAGAGAGAGAGAGAGAGAGGGAGAGAUGAGGAGAGCGAGGGGGAGAAAGACAGAAGGCAGAGAGAAAGGGACUGUUGGUGUGUGUUUGUGCAUGCACUGCUUUGGACUGCAGUGCUGCUAGUGCAGCUCCUGCUCUCUCGCUCUCUGACUCAUCCAUUCCAAUAACACUCUCUCUCUCUCUUCUCUCUCUCUUCUCUCUCUCUCACUUUAGCUUUCCGAUGAGGAGCUGCUCACCAUAAGGGGGUUCUCAAUGCUUAUCAAAGCUGUUUAAGCCAGCGAGCAUCGCAAAGGGCUUCCUCCACUGUGAGAAGAGGGAUCAGGAUUACUGUGACUGCCGGGUCUCCAUCCGCUGAAAAUGAGGUUUUUGAGGAGAGAAAGCAGAACCAAGCGGCCUGUUCCCCGUGCUCCGUCAGCAGGCUCUACGCAGGUAGACAGCUCCCUCCUCCCCCGGGAAUAAGAUCCCACCUGCAGGGACCGCCAGCGAGAGGAGCAGGGGUUGGGGUCGGAGAAGAGAGAGGAGGAGAGGAGGAGUGGAGAGAGGGAAGAAGGGAGAAAAGCAUAGAGGAGGAGGAAGAGGAGGAAGAACUGGGGGGGCCUGCAGAGAGGAGAGAGAGAAAAUCGAAGGAACACAUGCGAGCGAGCAGGCGAAGAAGCAGAUAAGGGGGCACCAUGAAGAAGAUCUACAUCGGGAAAACCGCGCUCAAAACCUCCCGCAAUGGAUGGAAGCAUCAGAAGAAAAGCUCGCUGCAGGAGCAGAAGGAGGACCUGCGGAAGCGUCUGGCCUACACCACCCACAAGCUGGAGCUGCUGCAGAGCGAGUUCGACUCCACCCGCCAGUACCUGGAGACGGAGCUGCGCCGCGCCCAGGAGGAGCUGGACAAGUUUACCGAGAAACUGCGCCGAAUACAGAGUAGCUACUCGGCUCUCCAGAGGAUCAACCAGGACCUGGAGGACAAGAUCCACAGGACGUCUCAGCACCAUGACGACGAGAAGCGAGCGCUGAGCCGAGAGAUCAUCGUCCUUAAUAACCACCUCAUGGAGGCAAAGAUGACCAUCGAGAAACUACGAGAGGACAAUGACCUCUACCGAAAGGACUGCAACCUGGCUGCUCAGCUCCUGCAGUGCAGCAAGUCCCACUACAGGACCCAGCUCUCUGAGCUGCCUGCUGAUUUCCAGGAGCGCGUGAGCGUGCACAUGGAGACCGCCCCGCUGUGCCACUCGCCAUACUCGGACUCGGUGCCCACCUCAGUCAUCGCCAAGGUGCUGGAGAAGCCGGACGAGGCCUGCAGCAGCAGCCAGGCGUCCCGCUCGCCCAGCCCGCAGCCCCAGGAGCAGGCCUUCCUGCUGGGCAGCAGCAUGGGCAGUGUGGGCGAGCGCCUGGGCGUGGGGCUGGGGCUACGCGGGGGCACCUACAAGUCUGACCUGUACAGCAGCGACACGGCGCUCUACUGCCCGGACGAGCGGCGGCGCGAGCGCCGGCCCAGCAUGGACGUCCACGGCAGCGUUGUCAUCGGCGGCGGUGGCGGCGCCGUAUCGCAGCAGCAGCUGCAGCUGCAGAGGCAGCACGUCGCGCAGCUCUACGGGCCACAGAACUCCACCGACAGCAACCCGGACGAGGGCGACCUCCGCGGAAUGUCGCCGGGGCCCUUCAGCCAGCAGGAGCACUUCGGCGGCAAGUUCGGUGUGCCGUCGCUCGGCGGCGGCUCCAGCUCGUACUCGAGCUUCAGCGGCGGCGGGGGUUCGGACGGCGGCGGCAUCGGCGGCAAGGGCCAGGGUCCGCUGAGCAGCGGCGCGUCGUCGCCGUCCUCACGCCACCACCACGCCACCCUCUACAUGGACUGGCGCGACGCCGGCGCCGACUACGAGCACAAGAGCGACUCGUCGUGGGAGCGCGACAGCCCUGGUGCCUUCUCCGCGGCGCCGCACGGCUUCCAGCAGGAGCUCAGCCUCCACAGCCAAAACGGCGGCGGAGGAGGAGGUGGCGGAGGAAGCGGCGGCUCGCCCGUCUAUAGCCGGACGAUGUCGUCGUGCUACAGCGAAGCCAGUCUGAGCCGCUGCCGCCGCUGUCCCGCGCCCGGCGUGGCCGCAGACGGGCGACAGCCGCGCAGCAGCGCUUACCGCCCGGCGAGGGACGCAGGGAGGGGCGCGGAGGAGGACGAGGAGCUGAUGAUCGGCCGCUGGCGGCAGCUGAGCGUGGACGACCUGAACACGGCGGCGGCGCACGCCUACCGCAGCAGCCCCGGCCGCGCCUCGCCCUACAGCUUCUCCGAGCAGCACUUCUCCGUGCGGCCGGCCAAGAUCCGCCUGGGCCCGCUCUACAGCAGCUUCCAGGAGGGCACCACAGACCUCUACCACCACCACCACCAACAGCAACAACAACAACAACAGCAACAACAUCAACAACAACAACAACAGCACCACCGCCACCUGAUCGGCACCGCCAGCGUCGACCCCAUCUGCUUCUCCUCGCCCAGCCCCGAGUGCAGCCCUGGCGGUGGGGGUGGGGGUGGGGGUGGAGGUGGUGGUGCUGGCAUGCGGCAGGCGCACAGUCAGGCGCAGCUCUACCGCGCCGCCAAGGACGACAGCCAGGAGGAGUCCGAGCACAGCCUCUACCACUCGGGCGGCAGCUCCAAGGACAUGGAAGGCGGCCUCGGGGGGCCAGCGUCUGUGGCCGGGAGUGGUGGUGGCGGUGGCGGCGUUCCUGAGGCGGCCGAGUACGUGGACGUGAGCCCCAACAGCUCCACCGAGUCGCUGCACAUGCAGGGCGCGCUGGAGAUGGCCGGCGAGCACGAGCUGCAGAUGUAUCAGGCCGAGAUGCACGGACACGGCGUGCACGCUGGACACGCCGGACACCCCGCCGCCGUCGGCCACGGCAGCUCGCCGCAGAGGGCCACCCCGCGGCCCUCGUCCGCCCAGCCGCAUCAACAGUACCAAAAAUUUGGGACCCUGGGGCUCACCCGCAAGGACAGCCUGACCAAGGCCCAGCUGUACGGGACGCUGCUCAACUGAGGUGGACGGCCCGGAGCGGAGCGCUCCCUCCUCCUCCCACUGGGUUUUUAGUGGAGAGUGAGUGAGUGUGGAGCUCAGAGCGGGUUAGACGCCAAGGGGGCCGACAGUGAUAAGAUGGAGGGGAAUGCUCUGCUGCUGAGUCAGGAAAGUCUAAGGGCAGACUGUGGCACAAAAGGUUCUCACUCUCUCUCUUUCUCUCUUUUCAUGCUAUCUUUUCCUCUCUCUCUUCCUCAGUCUCCCUCUCUCUGUAUCUCUCGCUCUGCGUCUCUGUUUUUCUCUCCUAAUAUCCCUCUCUCACCACUUUCCUUACUUUCUCCCUCUCUCUCUCUAUUUAUCUCUCCCUCUUUUCCACUUUUCUUCUUCCUCUCUUUCUCUGUCGCAGUAUUUUUGUAACUAUUCAUGAAUGUAUUCCGGGUCUGUAACUCUGUUCACGCACAGCUUUUGGACUGAUCUAAAAGGUCUCAAGGAGAGGAGUAGGCUCAGCAUCAGGUACUCCUCACCCCUUUUACAGCUGAAUCUCUCCUAGCUUAGUUCAGGUCCAUCUGUUCUUAUGACCCUCCCACCCAAUGACCUAGCAGCAUUGCAUUGCUACUGCAAUGCAAGAGCAUUAUAAAGACACAUUAUGGUGUUUUUUUCAGCCAUGACAUAUAUUCGGGACAACAACACAGCCCAACUUAUUACAACUUAUUUCUUUCAUGUUAACAAAGGUGUGUCACAUUUAAUACACACCCGUUAAAUUGCUAUGUAACAUUACUUUGAGACUUGUGAUGUAGUAGAGGUAUCUGUAAAAAUGUAAAAAAGUCAUUUUGAUGAUGGAUAUAUUACAACUAUAUUUUAACCAUAGCUGCACUGAACAAAACAAGUAUAUUAAUAUCACUAAAUGUUGUAUGGGAUCGAAUAUUAUUAUUUUUCUUUCAAAGAGCCCCUCAGCCCUUAGGAAAAUAACCUAGACUAAUAUAAACUGUGGUAAUUAUAUUCAUAAUCAAAUAGAAAAUGCUAAGACCAACAGAGGCGGUGGAGACCUAGAAGUCAAAAAAAGAGUAUUUGUAUGUGCUGGCUGCUGGUAAUCUGAAUCAAUUUCCACAAGAGCCUUACUGGAGAUAAGCGAGUGGUCACAGACAACGUUUAAGCUGACCAUUAUUGUUCCAUUUCUCUUAGUAAUCUAACUGAACAACAAAAAGCAUUUUGCCUUCAAUGUGAAUCAAUGAGGUAUUUUUCAGGUAAUCAAGAAAGACUACUAUGGUUUGUCGAGUGUUGUAUGUGCACAGAAUUGUUUAAUUUAAUUUACUAUCUGCUAUACUGGCCUAUAUCAAGGGUUAACUUUAAAUGAAAUCUAGACGUGGAAUAAGAACUCUAUUUCUGGUUCACUGAUGGACAUUUCAGCUUAAUUUGAUGAAUUGUGGUGUCAAAAAAAAAUUGACUUGAUGUUUUUAUUAUUAUUAUUACCUGGACGAAACCUGUGAGUUGUUUUGAUUGCAUUUUUUUUUUCUUACUGGUUGAAUGUGUUGAGUUGCUGGUAUUUUAUUCCGUUGUGAAAACUCUUCUUUCUUUCUUUCCUCUAUUCCAAGUAGUCCUGGCCCACUCUACCUCAAGACUCUUCCCCCAACACCCCCAAACUCUCUCCCUCUCUUUUCUCCUCGAUCAGCUGGGAGCUCAUUUCUACUGACACCAUGAUGCAUGACUCUAUAUUUCUGAUGUAUGUUUCUCUACCCAAUAAAGCACAAGACAGCGCAAGAUGGCUGUCUCUGCACCAAA
Molecule: messenger RNA, 4822 nt
Organism: Alosa alosa (allis shad)
Lineage: Eukaryota; Metazoa; Chordata; Actinopteri; Clupeiformes; Clupeidae
Exons: 8
Coding region: 728-3067 (779 amino acids)
Cellular component (GO): synapse
Source: RefSeq, a predicted model, not a curated record